CGUGUUCACUCGUAGACUGGGUACCGGUUGCCUCUCGUCGCCUGAGUUUUGCGCUUCUGUGAGGCACUCCGUACAACGAUGGCUACCCCGAACGCCACGUCUGGUCCGUCUGCUGUACUUGCUCCGCCCGCGGUACCUGCACUCGACAACACGUAUGGGGUUCUGCUGCUCGGGACGAGCUUUGGGCUUCUCUUGCAGGGAGUCAUAAUGCAUCAAGGGUAUCGCUACGCGUGCUUGCCAGCAUACAAGCAGGAUUCCCUGUACACCAAAACCAUGGUUGCUCUUGUGCUUAUCUUGGAGACCUGGCACUCUGCAAUUUCGAUGCACGCAGUGUACUUCUAUUUGACGACCAACUACUUCAAUCCUGCGGUCCUCUUCCAAGGCGUGUGGUACGUCAGCUUGUUCCAAUGGCCACAGGUGUUGUCAUCGCACUUCUUCGCGCGUCGCCUUUGGCUGGUUGAUCGCAAAUUCAGGCCAUUGGUUGUCUUCGUUAUCUUCCUCCUCCUUGGAGAAGCAGCGCUUUCUACCACUAUCUCGGUCGAAGCUUUUAUCCAGCCGAACCUCGUCACCUUCGAAAGCGUCUCUUCGUGGAUGGUGAACGCGACACUGGGCAUGAUCAUCGCGGCGGAUGUCCUUCUCACCACGCUCCUUACCAUCGUCCUGAGACGCAGUCGAACAGGCUUCCAGUCUACGGACUCGGUGCUGAACAUUCUGAUCGUGUACACCAUCAACACGGGGCUUCUGACUGGAGCGCUCAGCACCCUCUCAUUCCUUUUGGCUAUCUUUUUCCCACAUACAUUCUUCGCAGACGGGAUGAACAUGUGCAUCGCUAAACUCUACGCGAACUCCUUACUCGCAGUAUUGAACUCCCGGGACUUCUUGAAGGGUCAUAGGACGAACGGCACCGGUCUCUCAGAGUCCGGCCGCCAACCUCCUGUGAGCCUCCACAAUGUCACUCCUCGCGUGCAGCGCCAGAACACGACGACUUCCCGGGGUGCCAUCGAAAUCAAGCUGGAGAGGGACGUCGUACGCUCGUCGCACCCCAGCGACGAGCUGCGUCGCGACGAGUACGAGCUGGAGAAGAUCUCGACGAGGUACCCCACGGGCGGCCUGAGCGGCGGAACAGCUCCCUCGUUUGAACCUCCAGUGUGAGCUAUGUUUACGAGGAAGCACCGUCGUGCCGAGGUGCUUCCCAGAUGUACAAUGUCGUAUCCAACUGCGCGGACUAGUAGUUUAGCUUUAUUUAUCUUUAUCGGACUGUACCCUG
Trametes versicolor FP-101664 SS1 is the source of this 1267-nucleotide messenger RNA. RefSeq lists its product as uncharacterized. NCBI's taxonomy places the organism in Eukaryota, Fungi, Basidiomycota, Agaricomycetes, Polyporales, Polyporaceae. The coding region runs from base 79 to 1152 and encodes 357 amino acids. The transcript is spliced from 22 exons. The record is from RefSeq and is a predicted model, not a curated record.